UGAGCUUGGCUGGAGCCAGUGCAGGCCGCCGUUGCAUGCGGCACACAAUAUUGCGUGCGGUGGCACCGGCGGCAGAAGGUGUCAGCAAUCUGCCCACAGAACUAGCCGACCAGGCUGUGCUAUCCUAUGCCCCUUGCCCACGCCCAGCCUAGCUGACCUCCCCUCCUAUCCUUCGCCUCCCAGUCUCACGAUCCCUCCGGUUCUCUGCCCUUUCCGCCACUCUAGCUACCAACCCAUCUCACCCUCACCGCCCCAACGGUUUUUUUCGUAAUUUCCCUAAUACCUCGCAUCAAGACACCCCGCCACGGCGCGUCAUCGUCUCUCUUCCUCGUGGUCUAGAGACUUGCCAGCCCAGGCUGGGGUAAAACCGGUGCAUACCGGUGCAUAGCACCUCGGUCCGCGACUCUCUGGCCUUUCCACUGUUAUCCCCGCACAAUGGCGAGGGCCGCCGGGUGCAGACGAGGAGACGGGGCCGCGAGGUGUCGGCCUUGUCCCGUCACAUCUCGCUCCGCCUUUUCCCUUGCGAUCGCCGUGGCUGUGUGUAGCGUCGGCGUCGGCGCUGCCGCCGUCUCGGGUCGCGAUGGCUCUUCAGCAGCCACCAAAAUCAUAUUUUCUUCUCUCGCGGGGCAGGCCUUCGCGCCUGAGGACGUGGUUACUGUAAAGUACACGUCCCCCCUGGCCUGGCCCGUCCUCACCACCUGGUGUGACCCGGCCAGUCCAAGACAAGAGAGCAUCCAAAAAGCUCACCCCUUUUCUAGCCAGUUGACCCUUUCGCUUUCGAGGAUACGGCUGGACAGCGGUGACGAGUCGGAGGAGAAGGUGUGCUGGUUUAACCUCGGGUCCCUCGACGAUCCAGACCAGCCAAGCACCAAUAGCGACAGGUUUAUCGUGACGAGGAGGAGAGGUCGGAGGAAAGCCGGAAACGACGAUGACCAUGACGAAAAGCAACUCGAGCUGCGAGACGACGGAACCCCACGGGGCACCAGGACGGUCGAGCCACGCGAGCAGCACAAGCGAGCGACGCCCGACAUACCGGCGCCGACGGCGCAGCAGACGAGCGGGCCGUCGGACGCCUUCAUCAACUGCCCCAGCGACAACCUGACGGUGUACACGGAGCCCGUGACGGCCAAGCGGUACGUGGUGCUGUGCGGACGCGACUACAGCUCCGACUUUGGCGCCUGGGACAUACGCUCCCUGCCGUCGCCCAACACCAACGAGUGCAUCGCGCGCUGCGCCUCGGACAAGACGGGCUGCACCGCCGUCGGCUGGGGCGACUACCGCGGCAACUUCACCUGCUUCAUGAAGCGCUCCAUCGGCGAGCCCAACAACGCCCCCGCCUGGCGCGUCGCCGUCGAGGACCCCUCGCAGCGCGGCACCGGCGCCACGCCCCGUCCCGAGCUCGCCACCACCGCUGCCGCCCAGAACCCCGGCGACGGCGGCACCGGCCUCAGCGGCGACGCCAAGGCCGGCAUCGGUGUCGGCGUCACCCUGGGCGUCAUCAUGAUCAUCGCCGGCGCCGUCGCCAUCUGGUACUUUGAGCAGCGCCGCCAGCUGCGCCAGCGCGCCCGCGAGAUCGAGGAGCGCAAGCUCGAGGCCGCCAGCGGCUCCACCGACGGCGGCGGCUCCUCGCCGCGCGUCGGCCCGCCCACGCGCGGCAGCAGCUACCGGUCCGACCGACAGCAGACGGCGGCGGGGGCGGCAGCAGGAAUGGCAGCGAUACCACCGAACGCGGUGGGCAGCGGCAGCAGCGACGCCGCGGCGGGCGCGAUGAAUCCCCAGGCCGCGGGCAGCAUCCGCAGCACCGGCAGCGGCGGCGCUGCUGCUCGGGGCGCGCCGGGCAGCGAGGGCAACGAAGGCACAGACGCCACGACGCCGCCGGGCCUGGCGCACGUGUCGGGCUACCUCCGGCAGCAGCAGCAGUUCAUCCUCGACAGCUGCAAGCAGCAAGGGGGCGGCGGCGGCGGCGAAUCGUCCACCACCUCGACGACGCCUCCCCAAAAGCCCGAGCGGGCAUGGACGGGCGUUUCCGACGGCACGCCCUCGGGCCACGAGAGCGUCGUCUCGCCCUGGAGCGCCACAGGGGCCGGCCCGGCGUCGGCGGCGGCGUCGGAGCUGCCGGUGCGCGAGGGCUACCAGGGCUACGGCCCCGAGUACGAGAUGCCGUCGGGCGCCGAGCCGGGCGGCCGCGCCCCGCGCCCGCACCACCCGGGGCCGCUCUGGGGCGCCGAGGCGGCCGAGCAGAAGUUCCUGCUGUCCGACAUGGCCGCUAUGAAGAUGCGCGUGGCCCCGGACGACAGGACCGAGCUUCCGUGAUGCGCGGGGCCAUGUACGGCUAUGGGUUUUACGUAGCUAGGGAUUUCUUGUUUUCCUCUAGCGGGUCAUUGCGAAAGGCGUUUUUCCAAGGUUUUAUGUAGCUGGGGAAUUUACAAUCUUGACACGCAGGCUACCGUUGGAUGCAAGAUUCAGAUGUGUAUGUUGUAUGGUUAGUAAUUUUCACGGUAUAUACCGGACCUACUGGGGCUG
Gaeumannomyces tritici R3-111a-1 is the source of this 2523-nucleotide messenger RNA. RefSeq lists its product as hypothetical. The transcript has 2 exons. Bases 436 to 2313 code for a protein of 625 amino acids. The record is from RefSeq and is a predicted model, not a curated record. NCBI's taxonomy places the organism in Eukaryota, Fungi, Ascomycota, Sordariomycetes, Magnaporthales, Magnaporthaceae.